AUGGGCAACCGGGGCAUGGAGGACCUCAUCCCGCUGGUCAACCGGCUGCAGGAUGCCUUCUCCGCCAUCGGCCAGAACGCGGACCUCGACCUGCCGCAGAUCGCCGUGGUGGGCGGCCAGAGCGCCGGCAAGAGCUCGGUGCUUGAGAAUUUCGUAGGCAGGGACUUCUUGCCGCGAGGAUCUGGCAUUGUCACGCGACGUCCCCUGGUCCUGCAGCUGGUCAAUGCUAACACAGAAUACGCGGAGUUCCUGCACUGCAAGGGGAAGAAGUUCACUGACUUCGAGGAGGUGCGCCUGGAAAUCGAGGCCGAGACCGACCGGGUCACCGGUACCAACAAGGGCAUCUCUCCGGUGCCGAUAAACCUGCGGGUCUACUCGCCGCACGUACUGAACCUGACGCUGGUGGACCUGCCCGGAAUGACCAAGGUGCCGGUGGGAGACCAGCCUCCAGACAUCGAGUUCCAGAUCCGAGACAUGCUUAUGCAGUUCGUCACCAAGGAGAACUGCCUCAUCUUGGCGGUGUCCCCUGCCAACUCCGACCUGGCCAACUCUGAUGCCCUCAAGGUGGCCAAGGAGGUGGACCCCCAGGGUCAGCGCACCAUUGGGGUCAUCACCAAGCUGGACCUGAUGGAUGAGGGCACAGAUGCCAGGGAUGUGCUGGAGAACAAGCUGCUCCCCCUGCGCAGAGGCUACAUUGGGGUGGUGAACAGGAGCCAGAAGGACAUAGAUGGCAAGAAGGACAUCACGGCUGCCUUGGCCGCUGAGCGCAAGUUCUUCCUCUCCCACCCAUCCUAUCGCCACCUGGCUGACCGCAUGGGGACACCCUACCUGCAGAAGGUCCUCAACCAGCAACUGACGAACCACAUCCGGGACACACUGCCUGGGCUGCGGAACAAGCUGCAGAGCCAGCUGCUGUCCAUCGAGAAGGAGGUGGAGGAGUAUAAGAACUUCCGCCCUGAUGACCCUGCACGGAAGACCAAGGCCCUGCUCCAGAUGGUCCAGCAGUUUGCAGUGGACUUUGAGAAGCGUAUUGAGGGCUCUGGAGACCAGAUCGACACCUAUGAGCUGUCUGGGGGAGCCCGCAUUAACCGGAUCUUCCAUGAACGCUUCCCCUUUGAGCUAGUCAAGAUGGAGUUUGAUGAGAAAGAACUUCGAAGGGAGAUCAGCUAUGCCAUCAAGAAUAUCCAUGGCAUUAGGACGGGCCUCUUCACUCCUGACCUCGCUUUUGAAGCCACAGUGAAAAAGCAGGUGCAGAAGCUCAAAGAGCCCAGUAUCAAGUGUGUGGAUAUGGUAGUCAGUGAGCUCACGACCACCAUCAGAAAGUGUAGUGAAAAGCUCCAGCAGUACCCUCGGCUGCGGGAGGAGAUGGAGCGCAUCGUGACCACCCACAUCCGGGAGCGUGAGGGCCGCACCAAGGAGCAGGUCAUGCUUCUCAUCGAUAUUGAGCUGGCUUACAUGAACACCAACCACGAGGACUUCAUAGGCUUUGCCAAUGCUCAGCAGAGGAGCAACCAGAUGAACAAGAAGAAGGCUUCAGGCAACCAGGAUGAGAUUCUGGUCAUCCGGAAGGGCUGGCUGACCAUCAAUAAUAUUGGCAUCAUGAAGGGGGGUUCCAAGGAGUACUGGUUUGUGCUGACUGCUGAGAAUCUUUCCUGGUAUAAGGAUGAUGAGGAGAAAGAGAAGAAAUACAUGCUGUCUGUGGAUAACCUGAAGCUGCGUGACGUGGAGAAGGGGUUCAUGUCCAGCAAGCAUAUAUUUGCCCUCUUCAACACAGAGCAGAGGAAUGUCUACAAGGAUUAUCGGCAGCUGGAACUGGCCUGUGAGACACAGGAGGAGGUGGACAGCUGGAAGGCCUCCUUCCUGAGGGCUGGCGUGUACCCCGAGCGUGUUGGGGACAAGGAGAAAGCCAGCGAGUCGGAGGAGAAUGGCUCAGACAGCUUCAUGCACUCCAUGGACCCACAGCUGGAACGGCAGGUGGAGACCAUCCGGAACCUGGUAGACUCAUACAUGGCCAUUGUCAACAAGACAGUGCGGGACCUCAUGCCCAAGACCAUCAUGCACCUCAUGAUUAACAAUACCAAGGAGUUCAUCUUCUCAGAGCUGCUGGCCAACCUGUACUCCUGCGGGGACCAAAACACACUGAUGGAGGAGUCGGCGGAGCAGGCGCAGCGGCGCGACGAGAUGCUGCGCAUGUAUCACGCGUUGAAGGAGGCGCUCAGCAUCAUCGGCGACAUCAACACGACCACCGUCAGCACGCCUAUGCCCCCGCCCGUGGACGACUCCUGGCUGCAGGUGCAGAGCGUACCGGCCGGACGCAGAUCGCCCACGUCCAGCCCCACGCCGCAGCGCCGAGCCCCCGCCGUGCCCCCAGCCCGGCCCGGGUCGCGGGGCCCUGCUCCUGGGCCUCCGCCUGCUGGGUCCGCCCUGGGGGGGGCGCCCCCCGUGCCCUCCAGGCCGGGGGCUUCCCCUGACCCCUUCGGCCCCCCUCCCCAGGUGCCCUCGCGCCCCAACCGCGCCCCGCCUGGGGUCCCCAGAAUCACUAUCAGUGACCCCUGAGGAAUGUCAGCCACGCAGGAAGGGCCCAGCCUCACCUACGCGACCUGCAGCCCCCCGACCAGCUGAGGCUCCCCUCUUAGACUUAUAAGUCUGUGGCCACUGGCAUCCGGCUGCCUGCCUCCCCUUCCCCCCGGGUCCCCUCAGAGGACUCCUGGGCUUUCCAAUCACCGAGGGGCCUCCAGUGCUCCUUCACCCCUUUUAGCUUUGCCCUCCUGGUUCAAGUCUUCUUUCCAGCCUGGUGGCUGCUGUGGAGGCUAGGGGUAGAACACAGGGUAAUCAGAGGUGGGGUGGCCCCACGGCCAGGCUCGUGUCUGAACUGUGGGAGCACUGCCUGGGUGGCGAGUGAAGGUUGUGUGUGUGGUGGAGCAGGGCUGCCCUGCCUGCACUAGGCUAACUGGGAGCGCUGGUCCAGCCACCUCCAGCUCCUCCAUUCCAUUUGCCUUCCCUUUUCUAUCUGUCCAUCUGUCAGUUUCCUCUUUUCCAGAAACUUGCCCACGCCCACAGCUGCGUCACCUGUCAGGGCGUGGCUGCUCCUGCCUUACCAGCUCUCUCCUUCCUUCUCUCUCUCGUUUUCUCUUGGUUCUCUCUCCAACUGCCAGCCGAUCGGGUCAGGCAAGUCCGUCCCGUCCUGAGAGCCCCAGGCCCCCCUUCGACCUCUAACCAGAUCCCUCCUAUUCCUCGGAGACCUCCCUCUCCAAGCCUGCCUGGACAGCUGCUCUGUGACUUGACAGUGGCCCCCCACCCCGGCCCCAAAGCAUCCCUUUUCAUCUGUGACUUAGUCUGCCGUAGUGGUGAGCUGACACAUCCAGGCGUGACGUUGGUGAAAACUUGUGUCCCUCUGUGGUAUUGCUCCCGCCCUGUUCUAUAAAUAUCUAUAAAUACUCUAUACAUAUAUAUACAUAUAUAUGGCUGACUCAGCCGCGCCUCUAGUGUUGGGAAUCAGUCACCAUGCUGUCCUUGUGGAGUCGUGUGGCCCAAAUACAAGGGAAUGCUGUUGCCCUGAUGUUCCCGGCUCCACAGUGUGCCACCUUCAGUGAGCCUCUCUGUCCUGCUCGGCCUGUGGACAGCCAGCCCCUUCAGCCAUCCUUCCGUUGCCGCUCGAAGCAUGGGGGCACUGUGCUGGCAGCUGCUGGCUCUCUGAAGGCCUCCAGUCUUGCUCUCGGCUGAGAAUAAAACUCAUUCCUGGACGAUGGGGAACCGUG
This is a messenger RNA of Marmota flaviventris (yellow-bellied marmot), 3758 nucleotides long. It is a transcript of the gene Dnm1, whose product is annotated as dynamin 1. Lineage: Eukaryota; Metazoa; Chordata; Mammalia; Rodentia; Sciuridae. Gene Ontology annotation, cellular component: microtubule; cytoplasm; synapse. Gene Ontology annotation, molecular function: GTP binding; microtubule binding; GTPase activity. Gene Ontology annotation, biological process: synaptic vesicle budding from presynaptic endocytic zone membrane; receptor internalization. The record is from RefSeq and is a predicted model, not a curated record.